This is a messenger RNA of Zeugodacus cucurbitae (melon fly), 3198 nucleotides long. RefSeq names its product nicotinate phosphoribosyltransferase (gene Naprt). Lineage: Eukaryota; Metazoa; Arthropoda; Insecta; Diptera; Tephritidae. Gene Ontology annotation, molecular function: nicotinate phosphoribosyltransferase activity. Gene Ontology annotation, biological process: NAD+ biosynthetic process. The coding region runs from base 309 to 2321 and encodes 670 amino acids. The record is from RefSeq and is a predicted model, not a curated record. The transcript is spliced from 13 exons.
UAAACACAUUAGACAUUUGUUCUUAUCAGAAAUAACAUUCUCUUACGAGGGAAAAUUAGUAGCGAAUUUGUGACGGAAGGAAGUUGGAAAGUGUUUAAGAAAAAAGGAUAUCCAUAUAAAGUUUAAAAUAAUUGAAAGUUAUAAAGUACUUCAAAUAAACCAGUAAGACCGUGAUGCUCAAAUGUUAAGACAAGUUCGUUAAAUUGAAGUCAAUAAAUUAUACUCUACAUCCUUAAUCUUAAAAAAAAACGUCCUCAGCAGAGUUUUGCAUGCGGAUAUUUUCAUAACGAAAAAAAUAAGGGAUCAAGAUGAGUCAACUGCAAAGUUCCAACUCGGGUGGUCAAUUUAUGGAUCGUGGACGCAUGAAUCAGAAUGGGGUUGUUCAGCCUCUUUUAACUGAUCUUUAUCAGAUUACGAUGGCAUACGCUUAUUGGAAGUCGGGUAAAACUGAUGACCAAUCUGUGUUUGAUUUGUUCUUCCGAACGAAUCCAUUUCAUGGAGAAUUUACCAUAUUUGCUGGACUGGAAGAAUGUUUAAAAUUUUUAGAUAGCUUCCACUAUUCUGAUAGCGAUAUUGACUAUCUAAAGCAAACAUUACCGGAAGGUGUAGAAAAUGAAUUUUUCGAUUACUUAGCCAGUUUAACAGCAAAAGAUGUUACUUUAUACGCCAUCGAUGAGGGUACAGUGGCUUUUCCAAGGGUACCCAUAAUCAAAGUUGAAGGACCUUUGAUAAUUGUGCAACUCCUGGAAACAACAUUAUUGACGUUGGUGAAUUAUGCGAGUUUAAUGGCCACGAAUGCUGCACGUUAUCGUAUGGUGGCUGGAAAACAUGUGAAACUUUUGGAAUUCGGUCUACGUCGUGCUCAAGGGCCUGAUGGAGGCCUAUCGGCAUCAAAAUAUUCCUACACGGGGGGCUUUGAUGGAACAUCUAACGUGCUGGCAGGAAAGCUAUUCAAUAUUCCUGUUAAGGGCACCCAUGCGCAUGCUUAUAUCACUUCAUUUUCUGGCAUUGGGGAGUUAAAAACGCGUCUGCUAAGACACAAGACAACAGGUAUAACUGGUGAUCUAUUGGAUCACGCUGUGCGGCAUCGACAAGCAUUGGCACAUGUGCUCGAUGUAUCACAGGAGGAGUCCAGCGAAGGUGAAUUGACAGCAAUGGUGUCCUAUGCAAUAGCGUUUCCCGAUGGAUUCAUGGCCCUAGUCGAUACGUACGAUGUUAAGAGCAAAGUACAAGCUUCGAUGUCAAGCAAAGACAACAGUGUGACAAACCAUUACGAUACGAAUCCUAUGAACUUGUCACAAUCUAACGGCAACAUUCUGCAGGAGACUGUUAACGGAUGUACGACUGAAAAUGACGCGCAAGCAAAAAAUGCAAAUCUAGUUACCACGAAUGGAAGACCAUGUGUUGGUGCAUUACCACUGGACCCUAGUGCAGAUGAAUCAUGUUCGUCUUUAAAUUCAGCCGGUAAACCUAGUGUCAUUUCUAGAAACAAGACAACAAAUAAUCAAACUCUUACGUCAUCUCCUCCAAACGCGUAUCUGCCAAAAUAUGUCGCGAAGUCAUUCAGAAGCGGGCUUUUGAAUUUCUGUGCUGUUGCCUUGGCGCUAAACGAUUUGGGUUAUCAUGCAGUUGGUAUUCGUAUCGACUCGGGCGAUUUGGCCUAUUUAUCUUGUUUGUCACGCGAAACAUUCGAAAAGGUAGCCGAACGGUUCAAGGUGCCAUGGUUCAACAAACUGACAAUUGUUGCAUCGAACGACAUCAAUGAAGACACCAUUCUCAGCUUGAAUGAACAAGGCCACAAAAUUGACUGUUUCGGAAUCGGUACUCACUUAGUAACAUGUCAAAGACAGCCAGCUCUUGGUUGUGUGUACAAGCUAGUUGAAAUAAAUGGACAGCCACGCAUUAAAUUGAGUCAAGACGUCGAAAAAGUCACAAUGCCGGGACACAAGAACGCUUUCAGACUAUACAGUGCUGAUGGGCAUGCACUCAUUGAUUUGCUGCAGAAGGUUUCGGAACCGCCACCAAGUGUUGGUCAGAAAGUUUUAUGCCGUCAUCCCUUCCAGGAGUCCAAGCGGGCUUACGUAAUCCCCUCCCAUGUUGAGCUGCUGUACAAAGUGUAUUGGAAGGACGGUAAGAUUUCACAACAAUUGCCUACGCUAGAGCAGGUGCGGGAAAAGGUAAAAAUUUCACUUAAAACGCUGCGGAAUGAUCACAAACGCACACUCAAUCCAACGCCCUAUAAGGUGGCCGUCAGCGACAAUUUGUACAAUUUCAUACACGAUUUGUGGCUACAAAACGCACCGAUUGGGGAACUCUCAUGAUCUAUAUAAUUCUCUAAUUAUCCAAAUGAGUCAUGGCGCAAAUCGUAUGGGAUCGAUCAAUUUUGGAAUGAGAUUCGUCAAAAUUUGAUAUAGACACAGAUACAAGCAAAUUACAUUCUGAACUCUCUUUUCGAUACAUAGGCAUAUAUAUGUAUCUGGAAAUCGGAUUGAGGAAAUAUAAGAUACGAAUUACAAAAACAAAAAUACAAUUAAUAUACAUAUGUACAUAAAACAGUUAAUAAUGAUUACAGCACAACUUAUCAGGAAAGCGUCUUGUGCCUUAUGUACACAGACCCCAUUAAAUAUAGAUUUGCAUAAGAUUGUGAACUCGUUUGUAUGACUUCUAAGUAUAAUUGUUCAAUUAUUAGUUAUGAAAAUAAGCGCGAUUGUAGGUACACACACACAUACACGUGUACUUUGUAUAUUGAACGGUGCACUGGUAAUGGAAGUUAUUGCAACUAAAGAUACACAUAUUUGUCGUAAUUAAUAUAGAAUACUUUUAGAUGUCAUAAAAAUGGAUUGUGUCAUUUGUUGUGAAACAUAUUUACUUACUUUCUCGCAAAUGAAAAACAUAAAAUCUGCACAAUUUAUCAUUCACUAACCCUUUUAUUGCGUAUUGAAUGCAUAACUAAAUUAGCAUUCCGAAUUAUGUAAGCCACAAUAUAUGCUAUUUCUUUACAAUUAAUGAGAAGUUUUCUCUGUCCAACACACCUAAUGUAGUUUCGAUUUAUAAUGUCUGUAGUUAUUUAAGUUACAUAUUAUACCAUAAGCAAUGGGUACAACGUACUCUCAUAGGCGUAUUUUGUAUAUUUAACAUAGUUCAACGAUCUUCAAUGUUGAAAAUUAAAUAAAAAUGUGUUGACAUAUUCAAAUAAAA